Messenger RNA from Photinus pyralis (common eastern firefly), 1368 nucleotides. RefSeq lists its product as uncharacterized. NCBI's taxonomy places the organism in Eukaryota, Metazoa, Arthropoda, Insecta, Coleoptera, Lampyridae. The transcript has 4 exons. The record is from RefSeq and is a predicted model, not a curated record. The coding region runs from base 512 to 1285 and encodes 257 amino acids.
AAAUGUGCUUUACAAAUUCAGAUGUUUUAAUAAUGCAACAGCUUUUCGGGUUGUCUUAACUAUAUCACUGCUAAGUCUUGCCAGGGAUGUAGACUCCAUUGUAAUUAGUAGGUACUUACUGUAACUUUAACUCAAGACUGUUAAAAUUUACGCCGGAUUGAACUCUCCACAGUCACCUUGCGUGUUGAUAGUGUUGAACUCGUACUCUCGAAAAUCUCCACGAGUGGAAAGGUGAAGGUGUAAGUAACCAAAUUAAGGGCAAUUAUCGCCUUAUAUAGACAAAGUGUUCAAGGUCACCUUUUGCGCAAGACUGUAAGCAACUAGUAGGUGUUCAAAAGCUGACAAUGCAGUUAUUUGAUUCCGGAAAUCAUACGAUGUGUUGUUCUCACUUAUUAAAUAUAUCCCUCUUUAGUAUUUUGCAAACGAUAACAGAGAGUUUGUAAUAUAUAGUAGAAAUUUCCUUCCGUUUGUCAGUUCUAUUGUCGUCGCGCAACAGAAUUAACACAAUACAAUGUCGUCACGUAAAUCCAAACUAUCAUUGAAAAAACCGGCACCAACUAACAUUCUACAGAACAUGUUAGAAAGCAACAAAGUGGGGAACAGUAGUACUUGCACCGAUAAUAAUCUGUUCCCCCACUCGCCGAAAAAAGUGGUACCCGGUAACAAUAAACCGUUCCCGGCGGCGCCGUUUAUGGAUGGUGACCAAUGUAGUGUCAUCACCAUCCAUUCGGAUAAUUCAACAGUCCAAACUCCUGCCAACCUGUGGGAGAAUUUUGAUGUGGAAUUAGUGAUGGCCCAAUUAGACGGAGGUGACGCUGCGGACCAUUUAUACUCCAGCGAACGAGUUGUCCCAACGCCACAUUUGUCAGAGCAGCAGAAGUCGCCCACUCCACCACCAGAAUUUCGAGCUCCUCUUCCACCUCUAGAGCAGGCCGGAAAGUCCGAAGACGAACCGGUCGAUCCCAGGGUGUGUGCGAAGAGACGGCGCAAAUGUGGCGAGAAAAAUUUAGAAGCCCUGUUGAAAAUUCAAGGGCAGGAGGCGGGGUACACACCUGAGAUGCCGUCCACUUCGGCGGUUCCAAUUCCUGCAGCGCGGGAGAUUGCUUCCCAGGCGCACCAACUUCUGCAGAAAAUGCUGCAGAAGUAUGCCAUCCAACUGCAAGAAACGCAGGACAAAACCUCUCAAUUGGAACGUCAAGUGGAGGCGUCCCGGAUGGAGGAAAGAAAAAUUGAAGGGGACAUGCGGUACAUUUUAAGCUUUGUUAAUUUUUGUGGUAGGAAAUAGUCUAUAUAUAGUUGUAAUAAAUUAAAUUGUUGUAAGAUAGUUUUAAUAAAUAAAAGGUUGUAAGAUAAUUGUCGUUUACAUUG